AUAUGAGCAGUGAAAAUGGAAGUAAUUAAUGCUCAUCAUUUAUGCAAUGCAGGUCUUAAUUAUAAUUAUUAUUAUACAUUUACUACUCUUAGUAAAUGUAAAACAGAAAAUAUACACGCAAGAAAAGAGCGAGUCAUUCGUCUAUUUUGGCUAUUUCCUGAUCUAUAUAAACACCGCGUUCGCUUCCUUUCGCCUUCUUCCUCUGCGUUUCCAGUUUCCAAUCGCAUUCCUCUCUCUCUGCAAACAACCACAGCAACCGCUCUCGAGAUGGAUACCUUCCUCUUCACCUCAGAAUCUGUAAAUGAAGGUCACCCCGACAAGCUGUGCGACCAGGUUUCCGAUGCCAUCCUAGAUGCAUGCUUGGAGCAAGACCCAGAGAGUAAGGUUGCUUGUGAGACCUGUACAAAAACUAACAUGGUUAUGGUCUUCGGUGAGAUCACAACCAAGGCAAAUGUGAACUAUGAGAAAAUAGUUCGAGACACUUGCAGAGGGAUUGGGUUUGUGUCAGCUGAUGUUGGUCUUGAUGCUGACAACUGCAAAGUUCUGGUCAACAUUGAACAACAGAGUCCUGACAUUGCUCAAGGAGUUCACGGUCAUAUGACCAAGAAACCAGAGGAAAUUGGUGCUGGUGACCAAGGCCACAUGUUUGGCUAUGCCACAGACGAAACACCUGAGCUAAUGCCACUCACUCAUGUGCUUGCCACUAAGCUUGGUGCAAAGCUCACUGAAGUUAGAAAGAACAAGACAUGCCCAUGGCUGAGGCCUGAUGGCAAAACCCAAGUGACUGUUGAGUACCGGAACGACAAUGGAGCCAUGAUCCCCCUCCGGGUGCACACAGUUCUCAUCUCAACUCAGCAUGAUGAAACUGUCACAAAUGAACAGAUUGCUGCAGAUUUGAAAGAGCAUGUGAUCAAACCUGUCAUCCCAGCAAAAUACCUUGAUGACAAUACUAUCUUCCACCUCAACCCCUCUGGCAGAUUUGUGAUCGGUGGACCCCAUGGAGAUGCAGGACUCACUGGCCGGAAGAUCAUCAUUGACACCUAUGGUGGUUGGGGCGCUCACGGUGGUGGCGCCUUCUCCGGCAAGGACCCAACCAAGGUCGACAGAAGUGGCGCGUACGUUGUUAGGCAGGCAGCGAAGAGUGUGGUAGCUUCAGGGCUUGCUCGGCGUUGCAUUGUGCAGGUUUCUUAUGCAAUUGGAGUCCCAGAGCCACUUUCUGUAUUUGUAGACACAUACAAAACAGGGAAGAUUCCAGACAAUGAAAUCUUGGCUCUGAUUAAGGAGAGUUUUGACUUCAGGCCAGGAAUGAUUGCCAUCAAUCUUGACCUCAUGAGAGGAGGCAACUUCAGGUACCAGAAGACUGCUGCUUAUGGCCAUUUUGGACGUGAUGAUGCUGAUUUUACUUGGGAGACCGUGAAGGUGCUCAAGCCAAAAGCUUGAGUUAAGUUAGCCAGCCAUCAUUGAUACUAGUGGUUAUCAUCGUAGCCAUCUUUCAGAUUUGGGGUAAAGAGAAAAUAAAGGAGCCUCAGUGUUUACAUCUCUUUUUCAAGAUGAUGUCUUAGCAGUUAGCACAAGGGAGCAUGCAACAGCACUAGCUACCGCUUUCGUUUUUUGUUUUACAACAUUAUUUGAAUUUCUAUUGUGGCUGAUUUUCUCAUGUCUACUAUUGAUUGUUUUGCAACCAAUUUCGUGACAUUUGGUGUAAACUUGUUCUCUAUUUGGUGCCAAUUUAUGAAAUGUUAGCCUUAUGAAAUACAA
Messenger RNA from Lotus japonicus, 1758 nucleotides. Its product is annotated as S-adenosylmethionine synthase 3-like. Gene Ontology annotation, biological process: S-adenosylmethionine biosynthetic process. The transcript has 2 exons. Gene Ontology annotation, molecular function: ATP binding; methionine adenosyltransferase activity. Bases 16 to 1440 code for a protein of 474 amino acids. NCBI's taxonomy places the organism in Eukaryota, Viridiplantae, Streptophyta, Magnoliopsida, Fabales, Fabaceae. The record is from RefSeq and is a predicted model, not a curated record. Gene Ontology annotation, cellular component: cytosol.